CUAAGUGACUUACAGCUACACCUUCCUUGUGAAGGGAAGGCAUAUUUAGCCUAAUGCCUGCAGCCACAAAGGCUUGAAGCAGCUUUUCUCUUAAUUCUCUCUGGGAAGAAGCAAUCAUCAGAUGACAGAUCUCUUAAAGGAAGGGGAAAAAAAAAUCAACAACGUUAGUAAGAGAUAGCCAGCAUCAGAUAAGAGAGCAGCCAGGGUAGAGGGGAGGGAGACAGAAACACUGAGAUCUGAGUCCCAAUUCCAACACUGCAGAGCACUACAUCUGUCAGAUCAGCAAGUGUGAAAGACUUGCAAAGAAAAAAAGGGGGGCAACCUGAAUAUAUUAGGGAAGUAAACUGACACUGCUUUAUUUCAUGAAACUGAACAGACUCUUCUAAAAAAGUGACAGCAGGAAGAGGUUUGUUGGGAGACUAGCAAUAGCCCCCACACGAAUCCAGCAUAUGAUUGAGGAAGAAGGAUCUGAGCACACAACCAGCUAAAAGAGCAAAGGGGGCUAGGAGAAGUGGGAAUAGGCGACCAGACACUGCAUAGGGGGACUCACAUAUAUAGCGCCUGCUUGGAUUUUCAGGAUGCUGUAUAGCGCAAAUCUACAUCUUCUUCUGCCAAUCCUCUUUUUGGGGCCAGCCAUCCAUGCACAGAAGUUUUCAGCUCUAACGUUUCUGAGAGUGGAUCAGGAUAAAGAUAGGGAGUGUAGUCUGGACUGUGCAGGCGCUCCAUCUAAACCUCUUUGUGCCUCGGAUGGAAGAACAUUCCUUUCUCGGUGUGAAUUUCAACGUGCAAAGUGCAAGGAUUCUCAGCUGGAAAUUGCAUAUAGAGGAAAUUGUAAAGAUGUUUCCAGAUGUGUAGCCGAAAGGAAAUACACUCAAGAACAAGCCCGCAAAGAAUUUCAGCAAGUGUUUAUUCCCGAGUGCAAUGACGAUGGCACAUACAACCAGGUCCAAUGUCAUAGCUACACAGGUUACUGCUGGUGUGUGUCUCCCAAUGGACGUCCAAUAAGUGGGACAGCCGUAGCUCACAAAACUCCUCGCUGCCCAGGAUCAAUGACAGACAAAGUUCCACAAAGAGAAGGUACUGGGAAAACAGAUGAUGUAUCUGCACCAGCAUUAGAAACACAGCAUCAAGGUGAUGAAGAGGAUUUUGCCUCUCGGUAUCCUACAUUGUGGACGGAACAAGUGAAAAGUAGACAAAACAGAACCCACAGAAACUCAGCAUCAUCUUGUGAUCAGGAACAUCAGACAGCAUUAGAAGAAGCCAGACAGCCAAAGAAUGAUAAUGUGUUCAUUCCAGAGUGUGCCAGUGGUGGACUGUACAAACCUGUACAAUGCCACCCAUCCACAGGAUAUUGCUGGUGUGUUCUUGUGGAUACAGGGAGACCAAUACCGGGCACAUCUACCAGAUAUGAACAACCAAAGUGUAACAAUAGUGCACGAGCUCACCCUUCCAAAACAAAGGAUUUGUUUAGAGGAAGACAAUUACAAGGGUGCCCUGGAGCAAAAAAGCAUGAAUUUCUCACAAGUGUGCUGGAUGCCUUGACUACAGAUAUGGUGCAUGCAGUAUCUGAUAUGUCUUCUUCUUCAAGCAGAGUUUCAGAACCAGAUCCAAACCACACUUUAGAAGAAAGAGUUGUCCACUGGUAUUUUAAACAGCUUGAUAAAAACUCAAAUGGCGACAUUGGCAAAAAAGAAAUUAAGCCCUUCAAGAGACUGCUACGGAAGAAAUCAAAACCAAAGAAGUGUGUGAAGAAGUUUGUAGAGUAUUGUGAUAUAAACAAUGAUAAGUCUUUGUCAGUUCAUGAGCUGAUGGGAUGUCUCGGAGUAACACAAGAGGAUGGUCCCAAAAAUAAUGGAGAGAGUACUUCUAGCAAUAAGCAGCAGAACUCAAAGAAACAAGGAUAAUUUCCGCGCGGAGUGACCAAGAUACAUUUUUCAGAAGCCGAUGCCCGAUUUGCUGUGUAGGCAGUGAUAACAAAUGAUAGUAUUUGCACUUUGUACUUUAAAUGUAAAUUCACUUUAGAAUUGUGAUAUUUAAACAGACUUUUGAAUCUGUGAAGCAUAAUGAAACUCAUGUUAAAAUUAUCGCAUACAAUGUAUGUGCCUUGUUCCUUGCUUUCUGUAACUUUUAAAGAUGUAAAAGUUUGCAUUUGAGCUUUUUUUUUAAUUUUUUUUAAUACAUAUUUUCUUACCAAAAUGUAAAUCUUUUAUAUGUGUGCUUUAAUAACAUAUUUUCAUGUAAUACAAUUUCCAAUAUUGCAUACCAUGUUCUUAGUUAUUUUAGUGCCAUUGUGGUAUAAAUCUCUGCUAAUAUCUGCUUUACUCACUCAUUCAAAUAAUUAACAAAAUAUGCGUUUACACAGGAUAUUGUUUUGGCAUCUGCAUGGUAGUACAAUGAAGCCUCUGGGCACAAUCUUUUCGUACAUUGGAAGGUUGUAAUAAAGUUUUUUUUGUUCUAUAUUUUACAUUUAAUCGCCAGAAACAAAACGGCCCAGAGAAAGUUUGCGUGUUGUCUCCUUUUAUUUUUACCUUGCUGAGAUUUUAUCCUCCCUUUCAUUCCUCCUUAGUGUGCCCUAGGGUCAAUUUGUAGCAAAAGCUAUCACCUGAACAAAUUAUGAACAUUUGCCUUGAGGAAGAGCAAGGACUUUGCAACCCUUGCCUUAAACAUGCUCCUUGCCAUCUGGGAGACGUUUGAACAGGCAUUUAUACCUUAUUCCUUCAUUCCUUUUGAGGUGCCUUAAGGGACAAGUAUUUGCAGAUGUGAACUUUAUAGCUGGAGUGCAUAAAAAAAGGUUUUCAAGACUCUGGACAUCAAUAAAUUAUAUUCAGCUGCUGCAAUGAUCAAUAACCCAAGGCACAGUUGAUAGACAAUGAAACACACCAGAUUUUUCUUUUUUCAUUAGCGUUUAGAGAAAAGGCUAAGUUAGAUUUACUUACGGCAUUUAACAGCUAAUAAAUAGUACUGGUGGCUCUCUCUUUACAUAUAUAUAUAUAUAUAUAUAUAUAUAUAUAUAUAUAUA
Molecule: messenger RNA, 3019 nt
Organism: Spea bombifrons (plains spadefoot toad)
Lineage: Eukaryota; Metazoa; Chordata; Amphibia; Anura; Pelobatidae
Gene: SMOC2
Product: SPARC related modular calcium binding 2
Exons: 13
Coding region: 579-1904 (441 amino acids)
Biological process (GO): extracellular matrix organization
Cellular component (GO): basement membrane
Molecular function (GO): calcium ion binding; protein binding; extracellular matrix binding
Source: RefSeq, a predicted model, not a curated record